Megalobrama amblycephala (Wuchang bream) is the source of this 4200-nucleotide messenger RNA. It is a transcript of the gene clip3, whose product is annotated as CAP-GLY domain containing linker protein 3. Gene Ontology annotation, biological process: cytoplasmic microtubule organization. NCBI's taxonomy places the organism in Eukaryota, Metazoa, Chordata, Actinopteri, Cypriniformes, Xenocyprididae. Gene Ontology annotation, cellular component: cytoplasm; microtubule plus-end; nucleus. The record is from RefSeq and is a predicted model, not a curated record. The transcript has 14 exons. Gene Ontology annotation, molecular function: microtubule plus-end binding.
UUUAAAAUGGCAGGUGUCUCUUGAUAACUGUAACGCAAAAAGCAGGAUUCAUCUAGCAAGUUCUUCUGCAAUGAGCAUCAAGAUUGGUUGAGGAGAAGCAGAGAGGAGAGAGGAGAGUGGUCCAGCCGUGAGUCACAACCGUGACGCAGGCAGAGAGAAGGACAAGGCGCAGCAUCCUCUCCAUCCUCCAUAGCACAACAACGACUGACAAAAGAGGGGAAAGAAAUCCCGGGUUCGAGGCUUGUUAUCAGGCCCAAUAACAUAAGCAGAAUGACUAAAGAGGAAACUUCUGAGGUGGAAGAGGCCCAGCCGGGCUCUGAGUUCAUCAGCCCUGUUCAUGAACCCCGCAAGAAACCUAUAGUGCAUCCAUCGGCACAGGCUCCACUGCCCAAGGACUAUGCGUUUACCUUCUUUGAUCCAAAUGAUCCAGCCUGCAUGGAGAUUCUGACAGAUUCUCGGACCACAAUCCCAGAAUUGUUUGCCAUUAUCCGCCAAUGGGUUCCACAAGUUCAGCACAAGAUUGACAUCAUAGGCAAUGAGAUUUUAAAGCGAGGUUGCCAUGUCAAUGACCGUGAUGGGCUGACGGAUAUGACUCUUCUCCACUACUGCUGCAAAGCUGGGGCUCACGGAGUAGGUGAUCCUGAGGCAGCGCUGCGGCUGUCCAAUCAGCUGAUAGCUCUGGGAGCUGAUGUGAGUCUGCGCAGUCGCUGGACCAACAUGAACGCCCUCCAUUAUGCAGCUUACUUCGAUGUGCCAGAACUGAUUCGCGUUUUGCUCAAAGCCUGCAAGCCUAAAGUGCUCAACUCAACCUGCAGUGACUUUUAUCAUGGCACAGCCCUGCACAUCGCCGCCUCCAACCUCUGCCUGGGUGCUGUCAAAUGUCUGCUCGAGCAUGGAGCCAACCCUACUGUCAGAAAUGAUAAGGGUCAAGAGCCUGCUGAGGUUGUCCCUGACCCCAUGGACAUGAGUCUGGAUAAGGCUGAAGCCGCCAUGGUGGCUAAAGAGCUAAAACAGUUGCUGCUGGACGCCGUGCCUCUCAGCUGUAACCUACCCCGUGCCACCCUGCCCAACUAUGACAACAUCCCCGGCAACCUCAUGCUCUCCUCUCUGGGCCUCAAACUAGGGGACCGUGUGGUGCUGGAUGACACGAAGACUGGCACCCUCCGUUUCUGUGGCACCACUGAGUUUGCUAGCGGGCAGUGGGUUGGUAUUGAGCUGGACGAGGCAGAGGGCAAGAAUGACGGGAGUGUGGGUGGGAUCCGCUAUUUUAUCUGCUCCCCAAAACAAGGCAUCUUCGCUCCUGUGUCAAAAAUCAGCAAAGUUCUUGAGCAGACCCCCUCUUCGGUCACCUCCACCCCAAAAACCCCUCGCAUGGAUUUGUCUCGCGUCACCGGCAAGAUCAAGAAAGAGAAAAAAGAGAAAGAUCGUGUGAAGAGUGACUCCAAGAAAGAAGUCUCUGUCCGGGGUCAGUUUGGAUCCUGAUGGAGUCAAUGUUGAGUUGGGGAUCAGGUGCUGGUGGCAGGCCAAAAACAAGGGAUUGUCCGCUUUUUUGGAAAGACAGACUUUGCCCCUGGAUAUUGGUUUGGUGUGGAGUUGGAGCAGCCCACUGGAAAGCAUGAUGGCAGUGUAUUCGGAGUGCGUUACUUCCACUGUUUGCCCAAAUAUGGGGUUUUUGCACCACCUUCCCGUGUUCAGAGAAUUGCAGGGCCCAAAGAUCCCCAGGGGGAUGGGACACUAGUGAAGAAAGUCCACCAGGUGACUAUGUCCCAGCCGAAGCGGAAUUUUAAUGCGGUGCGAUCUCCGAAAGACAUAACAUCUGAAAGUUCCAUAUCCAGGUUGCUGUUCUGUUGCUGGUUUCCCUGGAUGCUCCGUGCAGAGAUGCAGUCCUAAAUCCACUGCUUACAUCUUUAAUUCUAUCUUCCCCCUCUUUCUGUGUUCCUCCUCAAGAUAAAAUCUCACCUACUCUGUGUACUUCCAUUAUUCAUAUGUGCUUCUCUCUGCGAAAUAACCAGACCGCUGUCCCACCCCUUUGACAGCAAUUCAAUAGCAAAAAAAUAGUGCCUUGUCAAGUAACUAACGUCCUGCAUUCCGAUGAUUGACUUAUAGACGAACAAUCUUUUAUGAAAUCAAAAUAAGGGAAAAUCAUCUCCACUAAAAGCCAUUCAUAUCUCUCUAUCUGCUCGGGUUUUUUGCUAAACCAUUGUUGGUAGAUUAUUGGCAGUAUUCAGGCUUGAUAAUACAGUCAUAAUACACAAAAGUAGGCUUGUACGUUUGUUUUAAUUUGUAAAGGUGCUUUUUUGUUUUGUUUGGAAACAUGCUGCUGUAUUAUGCACCUUUACUGUCUUACUUUUCAGUAUUUUAUAAUGUAUAAACUUUGGUUUCUAAGUUUCAUAUGCCUUUAAAUGAACUAGUAGGCAACACAUUAUUAGCGAACAUCUUAAAAACAUCCAAUAACCACAAUUUGAAAAUAUUCAUGCUGCCAAUUGUGAAAAAGAACAGGGUUUUGUCAUCUGAGCCCUAUGCUUUCUUCAUCUACAGUGAAACUGUAAGUGUGUAGAUUAAAAUAUAGAAUAUGUUGCAUGAAAUAAGCAGGCAUGGGCACGUUUUCAGGUCAUAAACUGCUCUGAAAUGAGAUGAGAGGCCUGCUUUAGAUAUUAUAAGUUAAUAACUUUUCAUUCAAUUAAAAUCUACCACAAAACCAAAGCGCAAAGCUUCAUGAUAUAGCAAAAGCUAAAUGACUGGAUCUUUUAUGCCAAAAUAAUGUACUGUUAAGAACCAGACAUCUAAAAACUCUUAAGAGGAGGCAUGUUCGUUCUUGACCUUUCAUAAAAAAACAAGGUGAAAAUUAAAGGAUUAUACUAUUUUGUAAACCCAAAUAACCAUACAAAUUCAAUCACAAUCAUGUUUCUCUCACCCAAAAAUAUUUAAAUAAUAAUUAAAUGCAUUUGCAUCAUCUAGUAUAGCUUAAAGUGAAGUACAAUUUAUUUUUUAACAAAAAAUUUAAAAUGAAUCUUCAUCUAUCAUCUACAAGAGCUGCUAGGCCAGACUACCUAUCCCUUCUCACUCUCCCUCCAUCAGUUUUGUAAAUGCUGUUCUUUAAAAUCCUGAUCGUGAAAACAGUAUGUGCUUAUGAUAUUGUAAUCAAGUGUGUGGGUAAUAACAGCAAUAUUUACUCUGUGUCAACAUGCUAUAUGAAUAUGGAUAGAAAUCUGUCUACUUUAUUACCACCUAUGGAAGUACAGCAUGAGUAAAAGUGUCUGUCCAUAAUAGAUGACCUGGGAUCAACCAACAGUAUAGGUGAAAUCACUACAGAGCGGGCAGAUUUAGUUAAGGAGAGAAUAAAAAAACGAUGGCUUGACUUGUGCACUCUCCUUCUUGUGAACACUUGGUCAACUGCACUGAUUUACAAAAAAGAGCAACUUGCAAAAUUGAAAAUGUACUGCUUGAGCAGGUCUGGACAGCUUUUGAUUUCUUCAGCCGCCAUGCCAUUAUUUCAUUGAAGAAUUCUUGAAUUUGUGCGGUAGGUUUAGCAUAUGACACUGUAGUGAGUAGAAUAGUGCAUCUUCUGAUAGAGUGCAAAGGUCAGCUCACAAAAAAAAAAUCCUGAAAUUGUGCAUUAUCAUUUUGUGACUUAUAGAGUACAGUAUAUUGCUUUAUGGUGACUUAAAGUUGUACGAACGCAUCAAUAUAUCACUGUUAUUUACCUGGAUUUCAGGACAAGUCACAUUCAGUUUUUGAUGCCAAAAGGAGAGUAAAAGUAUGACUGUAAAUUGAAAUUUCAUAAGUAACUCGCAGACUGGCUCACCCUCCACGCUUUCAAGAGUUUCAGUGUGACAUCUAGCAUCGUCAGCAAAGCUUUCUGUCAUUUUAUAUCCAGUCGUGUAAUUGGUAUAGUUCAUUUGUAAACAUUUAUUCGUCUGAGAAAAUAUAUAUUUUAAUAAUUUCACAAGGUACUUUUUUAACGUCCCGUGCUUUGUUUUCAUGUUAACUAUACUCUGUAAAUCGGAUUAAUGUGGAUCUUAUUCAUGAGUUCAGUUUUGGAUUUGAUGGACAACAUAACUGUACUGCAUGCUGUGUAUACAUUUGCAGGUUUCUUUUUCCUACAGUAUAUCAGCAUGAAAAAAGCCUAUUAAUUACUUAAAGUGGAACUCUAUCCUGACUAUGGAUAUAUGACUAAUAAACAUUAGUGUUUUAUACUUA